Messenger RNA from Musa acuminata AAA Group (dessert banana), 2867 nucleotides. Its product is annotated as vacuolar-sorting protein BRO1. Gene Ontology annotation, molecular function: protein binding. Lineage: Eukaryota; Viridiplantae; Streptophyta; Magnoliopsida; Zingiberales; Musaceae. Gene Ontology annotation, biological process: protein transport to vacuole involved in ubiquitin-dependent protein catabolic process via the multivesicular body sorting pathway. The record is from RefSeq and is a predicted model, not a curated record. Gene Ontology annotation, cellular component: endosome. The transcript has 8 exons. The coding region runs from base 125 to 2707 and encodes 860 amino acids.
AAUGUCGUUCUUCGCCUCCAAGUAAACACCAAAUCAUAAACCUCUCCCCGGAAGCAGAUUAAUUGUGAGAGUAACUUGACAUAGGGUGCAGCGAUUCGGAGGGAGGGGAAAGGAGUAAUCUGUGAUGUCGUACGCGACGGCGGUGAACGUGAUGCUGGCGGUGCAGGAGAAGAAGACGGCCGCCGCCGACCUCUACCGCUCGCUCCGACAGUACAUCGCCGUCACCUACGGGGAACGCGAGGCCCAGGCGGCGGAGGACGACCUCGAUGCCGUCCGCCAGCUCCGCCUCGACCUCGAGAAGCCGCCCGAUGCCGCCUCCUCCUCUACCGGCUCGCGCCGCGACCUCCUUCUCGCCUACUACCGCGCGCUCUCCCUCAUCGAACCCCGCUUCCCCAUCUCUCCCGAUCGUGCCCACGUGCACUCCCUCACCUUCACCUGGUUCGACGCCUUCAAGCCCUCUAAGAAGGCCUCCCAGCAGUCCAUCCACCUCGAGAAGGCCGCCGUCCUCUUCAAUCUUGGCGCCGUCUACAGCCAGAUCGCCCUCUCCGCCGACCGCGCGGAUGCCGCGGGCCUCAGACAGGCUUGCAAUGCCUUCCAGAGCGCUGCUGGGGCGUUCGCCUACCUCAAAGAUAACGCCGCAGCCAGGGCCACCGCUUCCGGGGCGACCACCGUCGAUCUCUCUGUCGAGUCCGCUGGGAUGCUGGAGAAGCUCAUGCUGGCGCAGGCUCAGGAGUGUUUCUUCGAGAAGGUUAUCGGGGAUGCGAAGCCCCCCGUGAUCUGCUCCAAGGUCGCCCGCCAGGUUGGCCUCUACUAUGAGGAAACUUAUGCUGCUCUGAAUGCUCCACCUCUCAACCAGCACUUUGAUCGUACUUGGAUCUCGCAUGUGCAACUUAAGGCGGCCCAAUAUUAUGCAGAAGCUUGCUAUAGAUACUCAAUGGAUCUUCACGAGAGGGAAGAAAUUGCUGAAGAGAUCACUAGGCUCAAGAUUGGGAUAAGCGCCGUUGCAGAUGCAAAGAAAUCGGCCAGGGGUGUUGCUCAGCCUCUGCUUGAUGCUGUCAACAAGCUAGAGACUGAUAUGAACCGUAACCUGGAGAGGGCUAUGAAGGAGAACAAUCGUGUUUAUCUCAUGCGGGUUCCAGAAGCAAGUUCUUUGGCUGCUUUGCCCGCAGCACCUCUUGUCAGGCCAACUCCAAUGGCUGAUGUUUUAGAUGCUAGCAAGGAGAGGCUGUUCUCCAGGCUUGUUCCAGACAGCAGCACAAGGGCUCUCUCCAAGUACACAGAUAUGGUCGACAAUAUCAUCCGGACACAAGCAGAGAAGUUGCAGCAAGGAAGUGAGAUAACAAGAGUUAAACUCAAGGAGAUGGACCUCCCAGAUUCUAUAUUAGCAUUGGAAGGUAAUUUUAAUCUGCCAUCGGAUCUUAAGGAGGAUGCGGAAGCAGUUCAGAUCAGUGGUGGCCCUUCCGGGCUGGAAGCUGAGCUACAACAACUCAGAGACUUGAGGAGAGUUAAUCAGGAGCUCCUUGUCCAGACUGAGGAGUUACUGCAGAAGGAAGCAACCGAGGAUGCGCAAUUCCGAACCCAGUUCGGAACAAGGUGGACCAGACCUCAGUCAAGCACCCUGACAAAGAACCUGCAGGAUCGAUUGAACAAAUUUGCUGCAAAUCUUAAGCAAGCUGCUGAUAGUGAUGCAAGGAUAGAACGGACUGUGAGAGACAAUUUUGAUCUUAUGGCAAUCCUUGACCAUAGACCGAUUGAAUCAGCACUACCGAGUCUUGCAAGGCCUAUUAUGUCCUUGGAUGGCAAUGAAGAUGCUAUAGUGGGAGCACUUAAACUGAGUUUGAGGCAAUUGGAGAAUCUAGGCGCACAGAGGGCAGGUCUUGAGGACAUGUUAAAAGAGAUGAAAAGAAAGGAUGAUAUACUGCCAAAGUUGAUGGCAAACACUGGAUCACAAGAGGAUCUCUUCAGGAAGGAGAUAUCUAAGUAUGAUCAGAUAUGUGAAGAAAUUGCUCAAAAUAUUGAGGCGCAGGAGCAAUUACUGCUUCAGAUCCAGGCACAAAAUGAUGAGUUUUCUGCUGUAUUCAAUCUGGAAGAUUACAAAGUUGCCCGUGAAAAGUGUUACAAGCAGAUCUCUGCUGCAAUAGCAAAAUAUCGGGAGAUUAAGGAGAACAUCAAUGACGGAUUGAAGUUUUAUGUGACUCUUCAGGAUGCAAUAACAAACAUAAAGCAGCAAUGCAGCGACUUCGUAAUGACCAGAAACAUUCAGUGCCGUGAUAUGAUCGAGGAUGUGCAGAGGCAAUUAGCUGGACUCAACUUCAAAGGUGAUGGUAAAGUGGGUUACAAUUAUCCUUCUGCUGAGCAAUCCAACCUUCAGAGGAUUGCAUCUCAACAAGCUGAGCCACAGAGUGUUCCGCCACAUCCUGCCAUGACUCACCAUCAUCCACCCAGAGAGCAGCCCAGGCCUGGAUACUCUCAUCCCUACCCUACGUAUCCGACACCACAGCAGGCCCCUUAUUAUUCUCCAAGUGGUCAAGUCCAUCAUCCUCAACUGCAAUCCAACCAAGAAUAUGGGCAACCAGCUUAUCCAGGGUGGCGCGGACCAUAUUACAAUGCUCAUCAACAGCAACCGGGUUCACAUCCUCCGCCGCCAUACACCAUUCCAUCUCCUUAUCCGCCAUCUCAUCAGGGAAACUACUAUAGGCCUCAGUGAACUCGAAUCCUGAUCAGGUUAUGCAUCUUCAUUUUCAGGUUGGUGCAGUUGAGUUCAGCCAGUGAAAUGGUAAUGUACUGUGUGCAGUCCCUUGUAAACCCUACCUUUAAACAUAGUUCCUUCAGUCAUCCUUAAAUAAUAUGUGGAUGUUGCGUUGUUC